GGAGUGGUACAGUCCUUGGCUCCAUCACAUGUGUUUCUGACACAGCUAGAACUAACGCUUCUGGACUUUGUGCUCCUGGGUUCGGCGGGUCCAGGUCGUUGUCUCGUAAUUUAGACAGUGUGUGUGGCUGGUUGUUUGCGGAGGAAUUUCCCCCGCUCCAGAGCACUCAGUGUGUGAGAGACGCGGGAAGGCGUGACUGCGGGAAAUUUAUCGCCCUAACCGUUAUUUUACCUCACCUCGCAGCUGCUGCUUUUAAUAAGUUUGGAUACCUACUGUAAAGUUUUUGUUCAUCUCGUUCCACUACAAUGGGGAUCUAAGCCGAAUUUUACGAGCAGGUGGGAGUGGAACUUAGAGUGGAGAAAGAGGCGUAGAGACCGACCGACAGCUGAAGAGAAGCAAACUAGAACAGACAGCAGCAAGAGAGAAGCGCAAAAGAGGAGGAACACAGCAUGAAUGUAGCAUGGAGGUGAAGGAGCGUCGGCCUUACUGCUCUCUCUCUCGGAGCAGGAGAGAACGAGGGAGAGACUGGGAGAGGGAAGGAGACAGAGAGGAGGGGGGGGGCUACAGGGAGGGUCCCGGCAACCGCCGUCACACCGGCUCAUCCUCCGUCCUUACCCAGAAGUCCUAUAGCUCCAGUGAGACGCUGAAGGCCUUUGAUCAACACCCAUCCACCCAGGGGCUUUAUGGGCAUCGCAUGCCAGACAUGGUGCCAAGGGACACUGAGGAAUACAGAGCUCCAGGCCAAAGUCUGUCACUGAGGCAGCUUGGGAUAUGCGGACCUGCUCCUCGCCGCGGUCUGAGCUUCUGCGCUGAGACCGGACUCAGUCAUCAUACGCAGCUCAGCGGAGCAGACCCUAUCCAGAACGCAGGGGGUAUUUCUCCCGACUGCGCCAUGCUGUGGGUUAAGGCACACGGACGCGACUCGCAGCUGUCUAGCCGGUCCAACUCUGCUUUAACGCUCACAGACACAGAGCAGGACAACAAAUCGGAUCAGGAGAAUGACCAGCUUCCCAGCCAAGCAGGACCGCCUCCUCUGCCACCUGCUCCACAUCAACACAAGCAGCAUCCGUCAGUCACCUCUCUCAACCAAUCACUGGCCAAUCAGCCGACAGAGCUACACAGUGCAUCCGAAUGCGUGCAGCUGCAAGAAAACUGGGUUCUGGGUGGCAACGUGGGCUUGGAGAACAGGCACUUUCUGCUUAAGACUGGAACAGGCACCACGUCUCUCUUCACAACUCCGAAUCCCGGUUAUACGAUGGCAACCGGAGCUGUCUACUCUCCACCAGCCCGUCCCUUAACCCGCAACACGCUAUCAAGAGGUGCAUUCAAAUUUAACAAGUCGCCUAAACGGUGUUCAUGGAAAUGCACCGCUCUGAGUGCCGUUGGAGUGGCCACCUUGCUGUCAAUCCUGCUCUGCUACUGUAUAGCCAUGCAUGUACUUGGCCUGAACUGGAAACUGAAGGAUGUGGAUAAUCACGCCUUUGAGAAUGGACGAGCCAAACCAGUGACGUUCCCGACCAACACUGUGACUGCAAUUUCUGCAGAUGGAAGGGUAGGAGUGAUGCUGCAGUAUAACUCCACAUUAGACACAGGUCAGGUGGAGUUGGGUCAGCAGGUAGCACAUGCCGUUCCACCAGGAGUUUUCUGGAGGUCCAGACUUCUCAUUGAACAGCCCCACUUUCUCAAGUUUAAUAUUUCCAUUCAGAAAAAUGCCCUGAUUGGAGUUUAUGGGAGGAGGGGACUUCCACCCUCACACACCCAGUACGACUUUGUGGAGCUUCUGGACGGCAGUAGGCUCAUCUCACGAGAGCGCGUUCAGUUGGAUCCGGAGCUCAGGGACCGACUGGAGAAUCCGGUCAGCGUUCAGCAGGCAGGCUUUAUUCAGUACCUGCACACGGGUGUGUGGCACUUGGCCUUUUACAAUGAUGGCCGCACGGUAGAGCCUGUCUCAUACAGCACCAUAGUGCUAGAGUCGGUGAUGGAAUGCCCACACAAUUGCUAUGGCAAUGGAGAAUGUGUCUCAGGCACAUGUAAUUGCUUCCCAGGAUUCCUUGGGCCAUAUUGCUCGAGAGCGGCGUGUCCUGUGCUGUGCAGCGGAAAUGGCCAGUACAACGGCGGGCGCUGCCAGUGCUACAGCGGAUGGAAAGGGAUUGAAUGUGACGUGCCCAGUGGACAGUGUGUGGAUUCCCAGUGUGGAGGUCGUGGCCUGUGUGUUACAGGCUCCUGCAUAUGUAACCCUGGCUUCAAAGGUGACAACUGUGACCAAGUGGACUGUGUGGACCCUUCCUGUUCGGGUCAUGGCUCCUGCCUCCAUGGUCAGUGCCACUGUACCUCAGGCUGGACCGGAUCGAACUGUGAGACGCAGCUCUCUGUGUGUCCAGAACACUGCUCUGGCCACGGUACAUUCCAGAGUGAGACCAGCUCUUGCAUCUGUGACGUCAACUGGAGCGGUCCUGACUGCUCUACAGAAAUGUGUGCAACAGAUUGCAGUCCUCACGGUGUGUGUGUUGGUGGUGUGUGUCGGUGUGCGGACGGCUGGUCGGGGGCAGGGUGUGAACAGGAGGAGUGUCAGGCACACUGUGGGGAGCACGGCGUGUGUCGAAAGGGGAAGUGUGAGUGCCACCAAGGUUGGACGGGAGAAAACUGCAAUAUCGCUCACUUUUUGGACAGCAAAAUAAAAGCAGACUGGAUAGGAUAUAGAGAUAGCUGUCCAGGGCUGUGUAACAACAACGGCAGGUGCAUUCUGGACCAGAACGGAUGGCACUGCCUCUGCCAGUCGGGAUGGAGAGGGGUGGGGUGUGAUGUUGCCAUGGAAACACUUUGCUCUGACGGCAAGGACAAUGAGGGAGAUGGCUUGGUGGACUGUAUGGACCCAGACUGUUGCAUUCACAGCACCUGUCAGGGUCAGACGUAUUGCCGUGGGGCUCCAGAUCCCAGUACAAUUCAACACCUCAGCUCACCUACUCCAGAAGCUCAGGGCUUCUAUCAGCGCGUCAGCUUUCUGGUAGCUCCGGGGGGCACACAUACCCUACUAGGGGAAAACACGUUCAACAGCAGCCUGGUGUCCAUAGUGCGAGGACAGGUGGUGACCAGUGACGGCACUCCGCUGAUUGGGGUGAAUGUGUCCCUUCUGCAUUACCCCCAGCAGGGUUAUACCAUCACCAGACAGGACGGCAUGUUUGAUUUAUUGGUUAACGGAGGCACUGCAUUGACGUUGCGUUUCGUGCGCGCUCCGUACUCUGCCGUGCAUCGCACAGUGUGGUUGUCAUGGAGAGUUUUCCAUGUGAUGGACACACUGGUGAUGAGAAAAGAGGAAAGAGACACGCCAACCUGUGAAUUUAGUGGCCUUGACAGACCCUCACCCCGAAUCACAGCGUCACCACUCUCCACCUUCUACCGCUCCAGCCCCGAGGCCAGCCCCAUCAUUCCUGAGACACAGGUUCUUCACGAGCACACGGCCAUCCCUGGGAGUGAUUUAGACUUGAUAUACUUGAGUUCACGUGCUUCAGCCUACAAACCUGUUCUCAAGGUCAUCUUGACCCAGUCUAGCGUGCCCUUCGGCUUGGCUCGGGUCCACCUCAUGGUGGCUGUGGAGGGCAGAAUGUUUCAGAAGCAGUUCCCAGCUUCACCCCGGCUCUCUUACAGCUUUAUCUGGGACAAGACAGAUGCGUACAGCCAGAGAGUCUACGGACUCGCAGAGGCUGUAGUAUCCGUGGGCUUUGAGUAUGAAUCAUGCCUGAAUGUGAUCCUGUGGGAAAAGCGGACAGCCACGCUGCAGGGAUAUGAGCUGGAGGCCUCCAACAUGGGCGGAUGGAGCCUGGAUAAGCAUCACAUCUUGGAUGUGCCAAACGGGAUCCUGUAUAAGGGAAAUGGUGAGAAUGUCUUCCUCUCCCAGCUUCCUCCCAUCAUCAGCACCAUAAUGGGGAAUGGCAGACGCAGAAGCAUCUCCUGUCCGAGCUGUAACGGGCAGGCGGAGGGAAACAAACUGCUGGCUCCUGUUGCUCUUGCAUGGGGUAUCGACGGGAGCCUGUAUGUUGGCGACUUCAAUUACAUCAGACGCAUCUAUCCGUCGGGCAAUGUCACCAGUGUCAUGGAGCUCAGAAAUAAGGAUUUCAGACACAGUAACAAUCCCGCUCACCGCUACUACCUGACCACGGAUCCCGUGAUGGGCCGACUCUACGUGUCCGACACCAACUCCAGACGCAUCUACAGCCCGCAAGCGCUCCUGUCCAGCUCGGAGCCCCAGCAGAACGUGGAGGUGGUGGCGGGAACGGGAGAUCACUGUCUGCCUUUUGACGAAGCUCACUGUGGAGAUGGAGGACCAGCCACAGAGGCUCUCCUCACUGGACCUAAAGGGAUCGCUGUCGACAAGAACGGACUGAUCUACUUUGUGGAUGGGACUGUGAUCCGAAAGGUGGAUCAGAACGGCAUCAUCUCCACCCUGCUGGGGUCCAACGACCUUGCCUCUGCUCGACCUCUGAGCUGCGACUCGGUUAUGGACAUCCAUCAGGUGUCUUUAGAAUGGCCGACAGAUCUGGCUGUUAGUCCAAUGGAUAACUCAUUGUUUGUGCUGGAUGGCAGUGUGGUUUUGCGGAUCACUGAGGAGGGGCAGGUCAGCGUGGCAGCAGGCAGACCCCUUCACUGCCCCAUGCCUUCUACAGACAUCUUGGUGACAGAAACACAGCGAGCCACGCAUACCCAUCUGGAAUCCCCAAGCGCCAUCGCCGUCUCCUUCAAUGGAGUGCUGCACAUCGCCGAGACAGACGAGAGGAAGAUGAGCCGCAUACGCAGCGUGGCGGCAGAUGGCGAGAUCACUCACCUGGCGGGGGCGCCAUCUGAUUGCGACUGCAAGACCGACGUCAACUGUGAUUGUUACCUAACUGGAGACGGCUUCGCUAAAGAUGCUCGGCUGAACGGGCCAUCCUCUCUCGUGGCAGCUCCGGAUGGAACCUUGUAUGUAGCCGACCUAGGAAACAUUCGUAUUCGAGUGAUAGGAAAAAACAAGCCUGCACUUAACAGCAUGGGCUUGUAUGAAGUGGCAUCGUCCGCGGAGCAGGAAGUGUACAUGUUUGACAGUAAUGGCACACACCAGCAUACGGCCAACUUGAUCACUGGAGACUUCAAAUAUAACUUCAGCUAUAGCAAUGAAGGAGAUCUGACCUCAGUGGCCGAUAGUCAUGGGAACACGCUACGGAUUCGCCGGGACACCAGCCGCCUUCCUGUCCGCAUCGUUGCACCUGACAACCAGGUUAUUUGGCUAACUGUAGGCUCGAGUGGUGGGCUAAAGACCCUUGGAACACAGGGGCGUGAACAGGUGCUGCUAACUUACCAUGGCAACAGUGGUCUCCUGGCAACCAAGAGCACUGCCAAUGGAUGGACAACAUUUUAUGACUAUGACACAGAGGGACGACUGACAAAUGUGACUUUUCCCACUGGAGUGGUGACCAGUCUGGCCUAUGACAUGGAUACUGUCUCUACAGUAGAGAGAGAAAGUUUUGAACGAGAUGAAGCUGCAACCAUAACUACAAACCAGUCUGCAAUUCAAAACGUCCUCACGUUACACCAAGAUCAGUUGAAGAACAACUAUGUGAUUGGCUACGACCAUUCCUUAUGGAUUCUGUAUGCUAAUGGAAUGAACACUCACUACCAGACCGAGCCUCACAUUCUGGCUGGUGCAUCCUCCCCUACUGUGGCACGAAGAAACAUAACUCUACCUGAUGACAGCGGGCAAAACUUGGUAGAAUGGCGGUUUCGUAAAGAGCAGACGAGGACAAAGGUCACAGUGUUUGGACGCAAAUUACGAGUAAAUGGACGGAACAUUUUGUCUGUUGAUUAUGACCGAGCGCUGAGGAUUGAAAAGAUCUAUGAUGAUCACCGUAAAUUCCUUCUGAAGAUUGGUUAUGACACAGCAGGUCAGCCUACUCUCUGGAUGCCAAGUAGCAAGCUGCUGCCUGUCAACCUCACUCGCAACAGCAACGGGCAGUUGAGUGCCAUACACUGGGGCUCUGUCUCUGAGAGGGCCGAGUAUGAUGGACAAGGCCGUCUGCUUUCCAGAACAUUUCCUGAUGGGAAGACCUGGAGCUACACUUAUUUGGAGAAGUCCACAGUCCUGAUCCUGGCGAGUCAGCGGCAGUACGUCUUUGAAUAUGACCCUCAAGGAGGCCUUUCUGCAGUCACUAUGCCUAGUGUGGCACGAUACACUAUGGAGACCAUACGCUCUGUGUCUUACUACCGCAACCUUUACCAUAUGCCAGAGAGCAACGCUUCUGUCGCUGUGGACUACAGUGAGGACGGGAGGCUCCUGAGAGUGGCACAGCUGGGCACGGGUCGGAGAGUCCUUUACCGGUACCGCUGGCACAACAAACUCUCAGAGGUUCUGUACGACAGCAUUCGAGUCAGCUUCACCUACGACGAAACUGCAGGUGUGCUGAAGACGGUCAAUCUGCAGAGUGAGGGUUUUAUAUGCACCAUUAGAUACAGGCAGCUCGGCCCAUUGGUAGACCGGCAGAUCUACCGCUUCAGCGAGGACGGGAUGGUAAACGCUCGCUUCGACUACGCUUAUGACAGCAGUCUACGUGUGACGAGUAUUCAGGGGGUGAUCAAUGAAACCCCGCUCCCUAUUGACCUUUAUCAAUAUGAUGACAUCUCAGGGAAGGUGGAGCAGUUUGGCAAAUUUGGCGUCAUCUAUUAUGACAUCAACCAAAUCAUCUCUACCUCUGUCAUGACGUACACCAAACACUUUGAUGGGCACGGACGAGUUCGAGAGAUUCAGUAUGAGCUCUUUCGUUCUCUGCUUUUCUGGAUCACAGUCCAGUAUGACGACAUGGGCCGAGUCACCAGGCGGGAGAUGAAAAUUGGCCCAUUCGCCAAUGCCACCAAGUACAGCUAUGAAUACGACGUGGACGGGCAGUUGCAGACUGUGUACCUCAAUGAGAAAAUGACAUGGCGCUACAGCUAUGACUUAAACGGGAACAUACACCUGCUGAGUCCAGCAAACAGCGCACGAAUCAUGCCUCUACGAUAUGACCUACGGGACCGUAUAACUCGUCUCGGAGACCUGCAGUACGAGUUGGACGAAGAUGGGUUUCUUCGUCAGAGAGGUUCUGAGAUCUUCCAGUACAACUCCAAUGGACAUCUAGAACAUGUCUAUAGUAAAUCCAGCGGCUGGUCUGUCCAGUACCGUUACGAUGGUUUAGGAAGAAGAGUUUCCACAAAGUCCAGCAUGGGACAACAUCUGCAAUUCUUCUAUGCUGACCUGAGCUACCCAAGCAGGAUAACACAUGUCUACAACCAUUCCAGCUCACAGAUUACCUCUCUAUACUAUGACCUGCAAGGACACUUGUUUGCAAUGGAGAUCAGCAGUGGAGCGGAGUUUUACAUAGCCUGUGAUAACAUAGGAACACCACUGGCUGUCUUUGGCAGCGAUGGCGCCCUUCUCAAACAGGUUCAUUAUACGGCCUACGGCGAGGUCUACUCAGACUCCAAUCCUGAUAUGCAGUUGGUAAUUGGGUUUCAUGGAGGACUUUACGACCCUUUAACAAAACUGCUUCAUUUUGGAGUUCGGGAUUAUGACAUCAUGUCGGGUCGCUGGAAUGCGCCUGACUUCAUGCAGUGGGAGAAAAUCAGCAAGAACCCAGGCCCUUUCAAUCUCUACAUGUUCCGAAACAACAACCCAAUAAGUAAAGUGCAGAAAGUUCGAGACUACUUAACAGAUGUAAACAGCUGGCUGGUCACAUUUGGAUUCCAUCUCCAUAAUAGUAUCCCUGGUUUCCCUAUCCCCAUUUCUGAGAUGACACAAGCCUCUUACGAACUGGCCAAAAGUCAAGUGUGGGACGAUCUGACACCCAGCUUUGCAGUCCAGCAGCAUGUCAUCCGACAAGCUGAAGCAUUUCUAACAUUUGGGGAUCUGCCACAGGUUGAGUUUGGCCAUAGCCAAAGGGCUGAUAAACCCUGGCUGUGGUUUGCCUCAAGCGAUUCAUUGAUAGGUCGCGGGAUCAUGCUGGCACUUUACAAGGGCAUCGUGAUAACUCGCGCGCUGAGCCUGGCUAAUGAGGAUUGCGUCAAGGUUGCCAACAUCCUCAAUGGCGCACUUUACUUGAAAGACUUGCACUUUAUUGUGGACGGCAGAGACACGCACUUCUUCGUUAAAAUGAAUUCUCCCGAAGCAGACCUGGCGGCGCUGCGGCUUACCAGCGGACGGAAAGAACUCGAGAACGCGGUGAACGUGACCGUCUCGCAGUCCACAGCUGUGCUAGGCGGCCGCACCCGCCGCUUCGCGGAUGUGGAGUUUCAGAGAGGGGCUCUCACCCUGCACGUGCGCUACGGGGCGUCUCUGGAUGAGGAACGAGUGCGGGUUUUAGAGCUGGCCCGACAGAGGGCUCUCGCCGUCUCGUGGGCACGCGAGCAGCAGCGGGUCCGAAACGGAGAGGAAGGAUCCCGCCUGUGGACUGAGGGAGAGAAGAGGCAGCUUCUCGGCACGGGACGAGUGCAAGGCUACGACGGAUACUACGUGCUGUCCGUAGAGCAGUAUCCCGAGCUGGCCGACAGCGUCAACAACAUUCAGUUCCUCAGACAAAAUGAGAUUGGCAAAAGGUAGUGAACAGACCGUGAUUAGCGCAAUUUGUAAUAGAAGAAUAAGUAAGGCGGACAGAUUUAUUUCAUUCUCAGAGUUUGUAAAAACGCUACUACUCCUAGUCUAAUAAGAAGAGUACUACCUAGGGGGAAAAAACGAGCAUUAAAACAACGCUGUGCGUUGCGAAACAUUGUGUUUUCUCAAGACCUAUUUAAGGCCUUAACACGGUUACAGUUGUGGAGCACAAUGAAACUAUGAACUUAACAGCAUCAAGAGACAGGCCAGAUUCAUAGAGCUGUUGAUAUCUUUAUUUAACUAUUUAUUAAUGAUUCAUUUUUACAAGCACUAUUCAAAUGUCCGUAAAAAGAGAAAAACAGCAUACCUUUUGGAAAAUGAAAAUGUUUACAUAUGCAUAUCACUGUACCACUGCAAAAAUACCACAUGUGAUGUCAGGUGGUUUACUGUAGCCAGCUAUACACUGUAAUAUUUUUAUAUUUAUUCAGAUUUGUCUUUUUCUCCUGUACAUUUCAUGAACAUCAUGAUAAAAAAAAGAAUGCUGCUUUUGUUGGCAAUCAUGUCACGUGCAAUGAAAACUCCCCUAAAAUAUGAUUUUAGGUGAUUGUGUGUGUUUUUUAAUAUAUUAUUCAUGUCUGAUUCUACUUUUUAGUUGCAAGAACGUGUUUUAUAAAUGACCUUUGACACUUUGAUUUGCAGCCAUCGUACAACAUACAUUAAACUGAAUAAACUGUACAUAUAAUGAAUAAAAUGGCAGCACAGCACAGAAAAAAAUAUGUAAAUGUCUGUAUUUAUGUAAAUGAGUGUUUACCUGCAUAUUUUUCAAAUUAAAAGCAAUUAUUUGCUUGUUUGGUUACAGGUCCCAAGGGAAAUAUUUAUGAAAACUGUUUGUACUUAAAAGAAAAUAAAUUAUAAAAUAACA
This is a messenger RNA of Labeo rohita (rohu), 9509 nucleotides long. RefSeq names its product teneurin-3. Gene Ontology annotation, cellular component: neuron projection; membrane. The coding region runs from base 461 to 8596 and encodes 2711 amino acids. The transcript has 31 exons. The record is from RefSeq and is a predicted model, not a curated record. Gene Ontology annotation, biological process: signal transduction; neuron development; heterophilic cell-cell adhesion. Gene Ontology annotation, molecular function: protein homodimerization activity; cell adhesion molecule binding; protein heterodimerization activity. Lineage: Eukaryota; Metazoa; Chordata; Actinopteri; Cypriniformes; Cyprinidae.